This is a messenger RNA of Acanthoscelides obtectus, 396 nucleotides long. The record is from the annotation of a GenBank genome assembly. NCBI's taxonomy places the organism in Eukaryota, Metazoa, Arthropoda, Insecta, Coleoptera, Chrysomelidae.
AUGAGCUUCUGUUGGUUUAUUGCAAGAUCCUUCAAAAACUGUUAUGUGGGUGAAUGUGUUGCUGAAUUGACUAUAUCCAAGAUUGAAUGGAAUAUUCAACACAUCGUUCCGGAAGAUCGUUACAAAGUCAAGCUUCUGCAAAGGUUGAAUAAACAUGUGAGCUCAAGGAUCAAGGUAGCAUUUCGAUCUUGGGAUCUCUAUGAGCUUCCAUCUCUUCGUUCUACAUCAUCGGAUGCUUGGGCAAUUAGAACAACCAGUAAACUAGAGAGACCUCUAUUCGUUAUCAUUGGAUUUCAAGAUUCUACAGUUGAAGAAAAUCAUUCGAUGGAUAUGACGAAAUUCAUAAAUGCCAACGUUAACUCGAUUCGCUUGAAGUUGAACAACCAAGUAACCUAA